AUGUCAUUUGAAAAGAAAAAAUUUCUUCCAAAAGUUCGAGAUUUUAAAAUUUGGCCAGAUAAAGAUAUGACCGAUGUACAACAAUUACCAUCAUUAUCAUCGGCGACGGCAUCUGGCAUAUCAUUACAGCAAUAUUCGACGAUAACAACUUCUGACCGAGCAACAUUAAAAAUCGAAAUACCAUUUACUGACCAUGCACAUUGUAUUGGACGACAAGGAAAUCAAAUUCAGACAAUUAUGAGUUCAACCGACACACAUAUUCAUUUUCCCGAUGGUAAUCGUGAUCCAAACGGUAUAAAAUCCAAUCAGGUAUCAAUAUCCGGUUCAAUAACGGCCAUCGAACAAGCUCGACAACGAAUACGUGAAAUUCUUCCAAUGUCACUAAAAUUUUUGAUACCCCCAAGUCAAUUAUUGAAUAUUGUAAAUGACGAAUAUCCAUUAUUUAAAAAUGUUCGAACACGUUUUAAUGUUGUUGUUAUGCCAAGACCUUAUGCUAAAACGGGUGAAGUUUAUUGCAUUGUUCGUGGAAUGAUAAAUCAACCUGGAUUAGCUGAAGGUGCCGAAUAUUUGAUUCAAUCAUUUUAUGGUUGUGAAGCUCCAUUAGUCACUGUAACGUGUCAAACAGAAAUAAGUGAACAGUAUCAUGUUUAUUUACAAACACGUCAACAACCAAAAGAUCUUUGUAUUUCAUCUAUUGAACUUUAUACACGAACACAAAUACAAUUUCCAUUGUGUGCAUCACAACAACAAGAUAUGUCAAAUUCAUCAUCGUAUGCUCGUCGUACAUCAGUGAUUAUUGUGGGAUCUCCGGCAAAUGUUUGUUUAGCUAGACAAUUACUUGACUUUUGUUUACCCAUUAUAUUGACUUUUGAAAUACUACCUGACAAAGAGCCAAGUCGAUUUCUCACAGCUCAAUUAAAAGACAAACUGAAUGUAACAACGACAUUACGAACGCGAAAAGAUAAAAUUGGAAAACUAGUCACUGUUCAAUCGCAAGAAUGGAAUGUUGAUAAUUUAUAUCGAGCAAGAUCAAGUAUGCUUGGAUUUUUGCAAGAUGAAUUAUUGCUGAAAACAUCAGUCACUAAUAAUGAUAUUCAACCACCACUAUCAAAUGUUGAUUUAUUUGAUUUAAGAUUAAAAUUAAACGAUGGUACUGCAUUUGGACAUGAUUUAACAACUCAAACGACAGUUCUGUUAACGCCGUCAAAUUUUCCCGAUAUUUAUAUUCCACUUGAAACUGGUAGUGCUUCAUGUUAUAUAUCGGAUCAUGACUCAAAAUCUAUUAAUAAUUCGUCCAUAAUAGCAGCAUUACCACCACCUCCACCGCCACCACCGUUAUUACCACCUCCACCACAGUUGUAUGUAACUAUGAACUUUCUCAUUAACCAAUUUUCAUGUUCAGUUUGCAUUUUAAGAGUUGAAUAUAUGAAAAAACCAAUUGGACAUGAACGUUUAACAUCAAAAAACCUAGAAACUAGUGACAAUGACAUUAUCAUUUGGCCUGAUCAUUCACUUCCAUCGAUGCUUAUAUUUGAUAAUACACCAUCGUUUAAUUCGACAAAUCAACUGAAAAAUGAUUCAUUAUGUCGAGAUGAUGUCACUCAUAUGGCAUUGUCAAAUGAUUGUCAUACAAAACUAUAUGUUUUGCUUCGUUCCCUUGGUUUAGAAAAAUAUUGGCCAAUCUUUGAAAAAAAUGAGAUUGAUUUCAAAAUGUUUUUAUCGAUGAGUGAAAGUGAUUUAAUACAAAUUGGCAUUGAAGCGUUUGGUGCCCGGCGAAAAAUACUUCAAGCAGCAUUAGAUUAUACGAUGCUGAAUAAACAAGUUGGUGCUGUUAUCUAA
This is a messenger RNA of Didymodactylos carnosus, 1839 nucleotides long. The record is from the annotation of a GenBank genome assembly. Lineage: Eukaryota; Metazoa; Rotifera; Eurotatoria; Philodinida; Philodinidae.